GUGCUGCUCUCCUGGCCCGGCAGAUUCCGCCACCGAAGCUUCUCAGUACGGUGUUUCGAAGUCAGACGUCAAAUCGGGGACCGAAAAUAGUAGUGUGGGCGGGAGGGCAGAGGGACAGAGGCGCGGGGGGAGGCACAGCUCCCCACCCUACCUUGCCGGGGCUACGGAGAAGGCCGGCCACGCCUCCGCCUCCUCGUGACGUCACUCCCGCGCCGCUGUUGGUGUGUCCCGUCUGCUUCGCACGCUCUUUGCAGUCUUACGGGUUGUCCUUUCGACCCCUCUCCAGCCACUCCUCCCGGGGGUCCAGCGGCCCGGGGGCCCAAUUCGCGUCCCGAAAGCUGGAGAGCCGCGGACCUAGAGGGGCGUGUGUGCAGCCCCGGGCGGGCUCCGGAAGGGCAGGCUACGCGUGGCUGAGGGGGCGAGGGCAGAGCACCGCUGUUUGCGGAUCCUCGCAGCGCGGCGCAGGAAUUGCUUCAUCAUGAGAAAUCUAAAAUUACUUCGGACCCUGGAGUUCAGGGAUAUUCAGGCUCCAGGGAAACCUCAGUGCUUUUCUCUCCGAACUGAACAGAGGACAGUGCUCAUUGGCUCAGACCAUGGACUGAUAGAAAUAGACCCCGUCACAAGGGAAGUGAAAAAUGAAAUUUCUUUAGUGGCGGAAGGCUUUCUUCCAGAGGACGGAAGUGGCUGCAUUGUUGGCAUUCAGGACUUGCUGGAUCAGGAGUCUGUGUGUGUGGCCACAGCCUCCGGAGAUGUCAUACUCUGCAAUCUCAGCACAUGCCAGCUGGAAUGUGUAGGGAGUGUGGCCAGUGGCAUCUCCAUCAUGAGUUGGAGUCCUGACCAAGAACUGGUGCUUCUUGCUACAGGUCAACAGACCCUAAUUAUGAUGACAAAAGACUUUGAGCCCAUCAUGGAACAGAAGAUCCACCAGGAUGAUUUUGGUGAAAGCAAGUUUAUCACUGUGGGAUGGGGCAGGAAGGAGACGCAGUUCCAUGGAUCAGAAGGUCGGCAAGCGGCCUUUCAGGUGCAAAUGUACGAGUUGGCUUUGCCCUGGGAUGACCAUAGACCACAAGUGACCUGGCGUGGUGACGGCCAGUUUUUUGCUGUGAGUGUUGUUUGCCCAGAGACAGGAGCCCGGAAAGUGAGGGUAUGGAACCGAGAGUUUGCUUUACAGUCCACCAGUGAGCCUGUGGCAGGACUGGGACCAGCUCUGGCUUGGAAGCCCUCAGGUAGUUUGAUUGCAUCCACACAAGAGAAACCCAGUCAGCAGGAUAUUGUGUUUUUUGAGAAAAACGGCCUUCUUCAUGGACAUUUUACACUUCCUUUCCUCAAAGAUGAGGUUAAGGUAAACGGCCUGUUCUGGAAUGCAGAUUCCACUGUGCUUGCAGUUUGGCUGGAGGACCUUCAGAGGGAAGAAAAUUGUACUCUAAAAACCUAUGUGCAGCUCUGGACUGUUGGGAACUACCACUGGUAUCUCAAGCAAAGUCUGCCCUUCAGCACCUGUGGGAAGAGCAAGCUGGUGUCUCUGAUGUGGGACCUGGUGACCCCGUACCGGCUGCAUGUUCUCUGUCAGGGCUGGCAUUACCUCUGCUAUGACUGGCACUGGACGACUGACCGGAGCUCAGGAGAUAAUUCGAGCGACAUGGCAAAUGUGGCUGUCAUUGAUGGAAGCAGGGUACUGGUGACAGUCUUCCGGCAGAGUGUAGUUCCACCUCCCAUGUGCACCUACCGGCUGCUGCUCCCACACCCUGUGAAUCAAGUCAUGUUCUCUGCACACCCCCAGAAGAGUAAUGACCUAGCGGUCCUAGAUGCCAGUAACCAGAUUUCUGUGUAUAAAUGUGGUGAUAGUCCAAGUGUGGACCCUACGGUGAAACUGGGAGCUGUGGGUGGAAAUGGAUUUAAAGUUUCUCUUGGAACACCUCAUCUGGAAAAGAGAUACAAAAUUCAGUUUGAGAAUGGUGAAGAUCAAGAAGUAAACCCAUUGAAGCUCAGCCUUCUCACCUGGUUUCAGGAAGAUGUUUUCCUGGCUGUAAGCCACAGUCACUCCAGCCCACAGUCUGUCAUUCACCAUCUGACUGUGAUGCCUUCUGUGACGGAUGAUGAGCCCGGACAGCUCAGUAUUAGUUCGUCUGUGGCAGUGGAUGGAGUCAUAAUCAGUCUGUGUUGCAGUUCCAAGACCAAGUCAGUAGCACUGCAGCUGGCUGGUGGCCAAAUGCUUAAGUACCUUUGGGCUGCCCAUCCUGCAGAGUCACCCUCUCUGGCUGUUGAACCAUGGAAGAACCCUAGUGGAUUUCCUGUUCGGUUUCCUUAUCCUUGCACACAGACUGAAUUGGCCAUGAUUGGAGGAGAGGAAUGUGUCCUUGGUCUGACCGACAGAUGCCGCUUUUUCAUCAGUGACACUGAGGUUGCUUCAAAUAUCACAUCGUUUGCUGUAUAUGGUGAAUUCUUGUUGUUGACAACCCAUUCCCAUACCUGCCUGUGUUUUUGCUUGAGAGAUGCUUCAUUUAACACAUUACAUGCAGGUCUGAGCAACAACCACGUGUCUAAAGGGGAAUCUCUGCGGAAGGUGGAGAGGGGUUCACGUAUUGUCACCGUUGUGCCCCAGGACACCAAGCUUAUAUUACAGAUGCCAAGGGGAAACUUAGAAGUUGUUCAUCAUCGAGCUCUGGUUUUAGCUCAGAUUCGGAAGUGGCUGGACAAACUUAUGUUUAAAGAAGCAUUUGAAUGCAUGAGAAAAUUGAGAAUUAAUCUCAAUCUGAUCCAUGACCAUAACCCGAAGGUAUUUCUUGAAAAUGUGGAAACCUUCAUAAGACAGAUAGAUUCUGUAAAUCAUAUCAAUUUGUUUUUCACAGAAUUGAAGGAAGAAGAUGUUACAAAGACCAUGUAUCCUCCACCGGUUACCAGCACUGCCCAGCUGUCCAAGGAUCCUGAUGAGAAAAAAGUAGACCUCAUCUGCGAUGCUCUGAGAGCAGCCAUGGAGAGCAUAAACCCUCACAAGUACUGCUUGUCAAUACUCACCUCUCACGUGAAGAAAACAACCCCAGAACUGGAAAUUGUGCUGCAGAAGGUACACGAGCUUCAAGGCAGUGCUUCGCCUGUUCCCGAUGCUGUGAGUGCUGAAGAAGCCCUGAAGUAUUUGCUGCUUCUGGUAGACGUUAAUGAAUUAUAUGAUCAUUCUCUUGGGACGUAUGACUUUGAUUUGGUCCUCAUGGUAGCUGAGAAGUCACAGAAGGAUCCCAAAGAAUAUCUGCCAUUUCUUAAUACACUUAAGAAAAUGGAAACCAAUUAUCAGCGGUUCACCAUAGAUAAAUACUUGAAGCGAUAUGAAAAAGCCAUCGGGCACCUCAGCAAAUGUGGACCCGAAUACUUCCCAGAAUGCUUAAACUUAAUAAAAGAUAAAAACUUGUAUAAGGAAGCUCUGAAGUUAUUUCCAUCAGACUCGCAGCAAUACAAGGAGAUCAGCAUUGCUUAUGGGGAACACCUGACACAGGAGCACCUCUACGAGCCAGCAGGGCUCGUGUUUGCCCGCUGUGGUGCCCAUGAGAAAGCUCUCAGUGCCUUUCUGGCCAGUGGCAGCUGGCAGCAAGCUCUCUGCAUGGCAGCCCAACUUAACUGGACCAAAGACCAGCUGGCUGGCCUCAGCAGAACUCUGGCAGGAAAGCUGGUUGAGCAGAGGAAGCAUGGUGAUGCAGCCACAGUCUUGGAACAGUACGCCCAGGAUUAUGAAGAAGCUGUGCUCUUGUUAUUAGAAGGAGCUGCCUGGGAAGAAGCUCUGAGACUGGUAUACAAAUACAACAGACCAGAUAUUAUAGAAACCAAUGUAAAGCCUUCCAUUCUAGAAGCCCAGAAGAAUUAUGUGGCACUUCUGGAGUCUCAGACAGCCACAUUCUGUCGCCAUAAACAACGUUUAUUGGUGGUUCGAGAGCUCAAGGAGCAAGCACAGCAGGUGAACCUGGAUGAUGAGGUGCCCCAGGGUCAAGAGUCAGACCUCUUCUCUGAAACCAGCAGUGUCCUGAGUGGCAGUGACAUGAGCGGCAGAUAUUCCCAUAGCAACUCGAGGAUAUCAGCGCGAUCGUCUAAGAAUCGCCGCAAAGCAGAGAGGAAGAAGCAUAGCCUCAAAGAAGGGAGUCCACUAGAGGAUCUGGCCCUUUUGGAGGCACUGAAUGAAAUCGUACAGAGCACUGAAAAAUUGAAAGAUGAAGUAUACCAGAUUUUAAAGGUGCUCUUUCUGUUUGAGUUUGAUGAGCAAGGAAGGGAAUUACAGAAGGCCUUUGAAGAUACUCUCCAGCUAAUGGAAAGGUCACUUCCAGAAAUUUGGACUCUCACCCACCAGCAGAAUUCAGCUACGACGGUUCUAGGUCCCAAUGCUACUGCCAAUAGUAUCAUGGCCGCUUACCAACAACAGAAGACUGCAGUUCCUGUUCUUGAUGCUGAGCUUUUGAUACCCCCAAAGAUCAACAAAAGAACCCCGUGGAAACUGAGCCUUCUAGAGUGACUGACCCCAGUUAGGAGGACCCCAGCAGAGACUGUUUUCCUUCCGCUCCUCACUCCUUGAGGCCUGG
Molecule: messenger RNA, 4559 nt
Organism: Prionailurus viverrinus (fishing cat)
Lineage: Eukaryota; Metazoa; Chordata; Mammalia; Carnivora; Felidae
Gene: ELP1
Product: elongator acetyltransferase complex subunit 1
Exons: 37
Coding region: 479-4492 (1337 amino acids)
Biological process (GO): tRNA wobble base 5-methoxycarbonylmethyl-2-thiouridinylation
Cellular component (GO): cytosol; elongator holoenzyme complex
Molecular function (GO): tRNA binding; protein binding
Source: RefSeq, a predicted model, not a curated record